UGUCUAGAAACAAAUUCGGAAAUGUGAAACAAAACACGAGUUAUGCCACAUUGGGGGAAAAGAUACGGGGGGAGGGGCGAUGCGAUCAUUAUCAGUGUCAAGGCCAAAGCUGGCUCUGCUCUCGACCACCACUCCCUUCCCUUUAGCUCUUAUCGUCUGCUGGCCAAUGGACCGAAACCACUCUUAGGCUCCACGUGGUUGGCCUAUAAAUACAAAUACAUCAGUUUGGUCCACGUGCAGCGCACAGCUGACUGUGACAGUGGAGAGGAAUCUUCUUAUUUAUUAACGUUGGAUUUAAAUAGUCUUUGUUGGAAUUAUUUAUCUUGAUUUUGGAUUAGUUUUUAUUUUUACUGGAAAUUUAUGUGAUAAAAAUGAUUUCUAAAACAUCAGACAAGAUCAUUUAUGACAGAUCAUUUCUGUUGGCACUCCGACUGUCGCCACUUUCACUAGUCAAGCCAGCCAACUGUGAGGAUAAUGAUGUCAUACUGGAGGAGCCCAUUACAGCAGAUAGUAUUCCUGAAUGCCGAGGAGAAUUAACAGAGGAUUAUUUCUCAUCGGAUCCACAAAAUAAUUUUAACAGAAAGCGUGUCAUUACUGGGAUCUCUUUAGAAAAUGAUCAGAAACUUCUGCAUGCCAGUGACAAACCUUGGAAGCCAGGUCACAAGGAUCAACAGAAAGAAAAUAAAAACAAAAAUCUAGAAUCUUCAGUGCUGUACAUCAUGAACAGAUUAACUCCCUCUAAUUUUAAAAAGUUGGCAGAAGAAAUGAUGGCGUUAGAGAUAACAACCUUUGAGGACCUUGAGUUGGUAGUCAGCACAGUAUUUGAUAAGGUGGCUAUAGAAACAAAGUUUGUCCAGGCUUAUGCAUCUUUGUGCCAAGUUAUGCUAGGGCUGCAAGUUGAACCUCCUCCCACAAUUCCAAAGAACAAAGCAACCUUUCGUGCAAUAUUAGUAACUAAGUGCCAGAAAGCCUUUGAAGCUGAUAAAAGUGUUAUUUUUGAAAGUGCGGAGGAAAUAAAGAAAAGAAUUACGGAAGAAAUGAAAGAGGACACUCCAAGCAGAGCUGAAAAAAUUGAGACAACUUUAUAUCAGAUGAAAUUAAGUCAAAUGAAGUUUUUUGGAAACAUUAGUUUUAUCUGUGAGUUGUUUAAGUUGGGUAUACUGCCUGAAGUCAUCAUUCACAGCUGUAUCACCAAACUUCUCUCAUGCACUGAUGAUGAGUCUCUCUUCUCCUUGUGUAGACUAAUCACUGCAGUGGGCAAACACAUUGACACCAAAAAGUCUAAGGCCCAGAUUGACAAAUAUUUCACCAGGAUAACGCAGUUGGCUGCCAUCAGCAAAUCAAGACUUAAGUUUGCUCUCUGUGACGUGCUUGAUUUAAGAAAGAACAAAUGGGUUCCUAGGACCAAAACGACUGGUCCCAAAACUCUUGAAGAAAUACACAAGGACUUCAAAGAAGAACAGUCAGUGAGCGAGUCACCAAAGCCCAAACCAAAGAAACCAUUGAAAAGGGAAGCAGCAACAACUGACAUCAGACCAAGUACUACGACCAGAGCCAGUAAAACGAGCAACCCCGCUGAGGUGAAAGAAGACAAAAAACAAUGCAAAGCUGGCAAUGAUUCGGACAAAGAGAAUGAGUGCAAUUGGACACAGGUCAAAUCAAAAGGAAAGGCGUCUCAGUCCAAAAAACAAACUGGCAAAAUAUCCAAAGAGAAGAAACAGGCUGAUGCAGGUAGAUUUGCUAAAAAGAAUGAAACGCCACCAAACACGGCAACCAAAACUUUUGAUGUCAUUCCAGAAGUUUCUGACGACUUCACUGUUAGAAAGAUGGAGAAAAAAGGUUCUGCUGAAUCCACACUAAGAUAUGAUCUGUCAGAUUCUGAAAAUGAACAAUUGGAGGAGCCUAAAGUGGAGUCGAUUGACUUCAGUCGAUUCAAACUGUCCAAGAGUAAAGUUGAGGAUGAUGACAUAAUACUUGCACCUAGAGGCAAGACAAUGUUUUCAUUUCUGAGUAGACCCUCUCAAGAAAAUACAAGCACAUCUAAGACCAAAAGUACAGAAGAGAGAAUCGAAAAUAAAACUAACAGAUUUUCCUUGCUGCUUGAUGUCUCAACUGAUGAAAGUCUGGAUGCUGUACUGAGUGAGGAACCAAAACAGAGGGCAUCAAAAGUAAAUGCCAAGUCCAUCCAAUCAGGAGGAGGGGUCUCAAACAAAAUCAAGAAGCUCCCUUUUGUUGAAAAUCCAAAGCAAGGGAAGGUUAUCCCUCAAGUCGUCGUCAAGUUGUCAGAAGAUGAGUUACAGACGAAAACACUGAGUAUCAUUGAUGAGUUUAUAAACUGCCAUGACAAAAAGGAAGCUUGUUUGUGUAUUGAUGAGUUGAAGAGUAGAGCUGACAUGAACCAAUUCAUCACAGUAACUGUGAACCAUGUGCUAGAGAAAACAGAUGGUAUUCGCCAACAGAUUGGUGAACUAUUUGAUGAUUUGUUGAAGAGCCAAAUUAUUACUGUUGAAGAUGUAACAAAAGGCUUCUCUGAAGUGAUGGUAUUUGCUGAGGAUAUUGUGAUAGAUGUCCCCAAGCUGUGGGCUUACUUGGCUCAACUUAUUGCUCCACUGCUGAACCAUACGCUGCUCUGGUCAAACCUUGAGCCUAUGAUAUGCUGUCAUUUGCAGCCGAAGAACUCUGCCAUCAUGUUAGCACAUAUCUUGAAGCUACUGCUUGACAAACAGAUGACUGUGGCAGAAAUUCAAAAAGGUUGGAACGCAAGUAGUCUCAACUGGACACAGUUUAUGGAGCAAGACAGAGUAGUUGAAUUUCUGGACGAGCGCGGAAUAAACCAGAUCUUUUCAACUUCAGAUUGUAAGGAAAGAGAAAUCAACUCAGUUGACACAUUGGAUAGCAAUAUUGACCACUGUGAAAUAGUGGAUACCUUGAGUGAAAGACCUGAGCCUCAGAUAGACUCCAGUGAAAGACCUGAGCCUCAGAUAGACUCUAGUGAAAGACCUGAGCCUCAGAUAGACUCCAAUGAAAGUUCUGAGCCUCAUAUAGACUCUAGUGAAAAUUCUGAGCCUCAGGUAGACUCCAGUGAAAUUACAGUGGGUCACGGUCAGCUGGAUGCCACUGAAAUUGUUUAUAGUCAAAUAGAAUGUGAUAUCCAAUUAGAAUGUGAUAAUAUCUUUAAAAAUGAAUCUGAAUCUAUGCCAGUAGAACUGAAAAUUCCUAACAUCAGUAUCACUGGUGAGGAUUGCUUGAUUAAAUAUCCAACCUCAGAGAUGCCUAACUUAGAACCUGUCAUUGGUUCAGCUUCCUUGUUGACCAGCGACUUAGUGAUGGCCCAAAAUUUCAACAAUUCACCAUCAGAUGUUGUCGUAUGUGAAAAUAGUUUUUCUAACGAACUUUUGGAAACGGCUGAUGAGAAUGAUGGUCGUCAGAUAGACCAGGACACGCGCAGCGAAUUUUCAGACGAAGAGGGGUUUGAAACGUGGAGUAGAGAAAUGGAGGAAGACGAAGCUGGAUUCUUUAUUUCCUGCUACACGUCGGAGGCAGGAGCCAAGAAACUCUUUGUUUGCCGGUUGCCUUUUGAAAUCGCAGGAAGUGACGAGGAGGAGGAUGGGGGUGAAGAUAUGGCUGAUGAUGAAACUGUGAUCAGAUCCUUUCUUAAUGACAAUACUCAGGCAAAAAGUCUUACAGAUUACAAGGUAGUUUCACGAAAUGAAAACUUGCGAAACUGUUUACAUAGUGACAUCAGUGCUAGUCAACAUGAUAGUUCUAGUGUGUUGGAGGCUACUGCACACAAUGGCUCUGGCACAUCUUCUCCACAAAGAGAUUCUCUGUGCAUGGGUGAAAUGUAUGCAGAUUUGGCCCAAAACAAAUGGAGCUCAGUAUACUUGGAUCCUAGUGCACAGCAGUAUCUUGAAGCUGAUAAUACAGAAAGCAUAAGCUCACAGCCAAUAGACUUUAAUAGUACUAACAUGGGCUUCAUCAGCUCUAUUCCAAAUGACAGCACUAGAACUAAGGCAUACCCCAUACGCUCAAACUGUACUGCUGAUGGAAUCUUGAGAUCACAACAUCCUGAUGGUUACAUCUGGGGAAAUAAACUGUACACCUUUGAAGACCAUAAAAGAUAUCUCCAAUCUUUAGAGAAAUCUAUCACCAAUUUGUCAUCAGAUGCUCCAUGGUUUAAUUCUGGUAGACCAGCUGCUUCCAGUGGGGAUAAAACCUCAGUGGCCGUUAUUAAACCAGAUGAUUCCAGUGGGGAUAAAAUCUCAUUGGCUGCACCAUGUUUUGUUCCUGGUAGACCAGUUGAUUCCAGUGUGGAUAAAAUCUCAGUGGAUGCACCAUGUUUUGUUCCUGGUAGAUCAGUUGAUUCUAGUGUGGAUAAAAUCUCAGUGGAUGCACCAUGUUUUGUUCCUGGUAGAUCAGUUGAUUCCAGUGGGGAUAAAAUCUCAGUGGAUGCACCAUGUUUUGUUCCUGGUAGAUCAGUUGAUUCCAGUGGGGAUAAAAUCUCAUUGAAUGCACCAUGUUUUGUUCCUGGUAGAUCAGUUGAUUCCAGUGUAGAUAAAAUCUCACUGGAUGCACCAUAUUUUGUUCCUGGUAGAUCAGUUGCUUCUAGUGUGGAUAAAAUCUCAGUGGAUGCACCAUGUUUUGUUCCUGGUAGAUCAGUUGAUUCCAGUGGGGAUAAAAUCUCAGUGGAUGCACCAUGUUUUGUUCCUGGUAGAUCAGUUGAUUCCAGUGGGGAUAAAAUCUCAUUGAAUGCACCAUGUUUUGUUCCUGGUAGAUCAGUUGAUUCCAGUGGGGAUAAAAUCUCAGUGGAUGCACCAUGUUUUGUUCCUGGUAGAUCAGUUGAUUCCAGUGGGGAUAAAAUCUCAGUGGAUGCACCAUGUUUUGUUCCUGGUAGACCAGUUGAUUCCAGUAUGGAUAAAAUCUCAUUGAAUGCACCAUGUUUUGUUCCUGGUAGAUCAGUUGAUUCCAGUGGGGAUAAAAUCUCAUUGAAUGCACCAUGUUUUGUUCCUGGUGGAUCAGUUGAUUCCAGUGGGGAUAAAAUCUCAGUGGAUGCACCAUGUUUUGUUCCUGGUAGACCAGUUGAUUCCAGUAUGGAUAAAAUCUCAGUGGAUGCACCAUGUUUUGUUCCUGGUAGACCGGUUGAUUCUAGUGGGGAUAAAAUCUCAGUGAAUGCACCAUAUUUUGUUCCCGGUAGACCAGUUGCUUCUAGUGGGGAUAAAAUCUCAGUGAAUGCACCAUGUUUUGUUCCUGGUAGACCAGUUGCUUCUAGUGGGGAUAAAAUCUCAGUGGAUGCACCAUGUUUUGUUCCUGGUAGAUCAGUUGCUUCUAGUGUGGAUAAAAUCUCAGUGGAUGCACCAUGUUUUGUUCCUGGUAGAUCAGUUGAUUCCAGUGGGGAUAAAAUCUCAUUGAAUGCACCAUGUUUUGUUCCUGGUAGAUCAGUUGAUUCCAGUGGGGAUAAAAUCUCAUUGGCUGCACCAUAUUUUGUUCCUGGUAGACCAGUUGAUUCCAGUGGGGAUAAAAUCUCAUUGGCUGCACCAUAUUUUGUUCCUGGUAGACCAGUUGAUUCCAGUGGGGAUAAAAUCUCAUUGGCUGCACCAUAUUUUGUUCCUGGUAGACCAGUUGAUUCCAGUGUGGAUAAAAUCUCAGUGGCUGCUGCAUCUUGUCGAGAUGAUUAUAUGAAUGGACCAUUGCCAUUACAAGACGAGGCUGAAGUCUUCUUGGGAAACUCAGUAAAUAAAAGACAAAAUAAUUUUAGUAAUGGUGCUUGUGACUUAAAGCAGAAUAUUGACUCAAGUUGUCAUUUUCAGACAUCUUUUCAGAAUUAUAACUUUUCAUCAGGUUAUAUAGCUAGCAACCAUUCAACUUCAGGACAGACAUCUGUGUCUAACUCUAUGCAGUUUAACUUUUCUCAAAAACCUCCAGAGCAUCCCAGCCAGUCUUGUAGUAAUACUUAUUUCAGAGGUGUUUCUAACUAUGGCUUCAGCAGUGUCGGAAGUGACUUAAGUAAUCUCUCCAUUAAUCAGCCAAAGAAAGUGGGAGUCUCCACUUUUGGUUUUGAUGCUGCCUCCACAAAUAAGUCCCAUUGCACAAACGUUGCCAGAGAUGACCUCAGAGCUGCUAUAUCCAGCAAUGCAUCAGUUAACUGUGCCAUCGACCAGUCCAGUAUCCUGAAUAUGUUUCUGGGCAGGUCUCAAACUUCAUCAUCCCAACUCAGUGUGGACGUACUCAGUUAUCUAGCAUUGAGUCAGGCAGCCGCUUCAUCUCUAGAGACAAUGCUUAGGAAUAAAUCUUCCAAUCAGGAUAUUAUACAAUUCAUUAAGGAAGCCAUUGUUGGGAAAGUCCUAGAUGGAGCCCUGUUGUCAAUCUUCAUGACAGCCUUGGCUUGUUCUUUUCUGAAUGAUGUUAAGGAAUCAAUUGUCAAAGAAAGAAAAGAAAUCAUUUCAUUCGUUUUGGCCAGAGAUGUGAGUAAAGAAAUGGAAGCUAUUCAGAUUCUGAAUCUAGUGCUAUGCCAGUUUGGUUACCCGCAAGGUAUCUCCGUUCUUCUGCAAGAGCUGGUCACAGAAGAGUUGGUCAGUUAUGAAUCCUUACAGACUUUGUUCUGCAGCAUUAGUGACGCUCACCUCCGCAGAGCUAGGUCCAAGUACACAUACACUAGACCCACAGAGACCCCCACAGCCGAUGAAGGCAGAUGAAAACUGAUGUCUUUGUAUGUUCUACUGUUUGCAUGAUUUUGUUCCUGGCUUUUUGAAAACCAGCGUUAAUGUUAUUUUAGUGUUGACAUUUAAAUAGGAGACAAAAGUUAUUAUGCACAUUGAUUACUAUGUAAUUAUGUUUGAAUGCCAUUUCAUUUGGCUUACUUUAUUUGCAUUUGUAUAUCAUGAAUAAAUUGUUUUAUGAAA
Molecule: messenger RNA, 6899 nt
Organism: Biomphalaria glabrata
Lineage: Eukaryota; Metazoa; Mollusca; Gastropoda; Planorbidae
Exons: 20
Coding region: 372-6692 (2106 amino acids)
Cellular component (GO): eukaryotic translation initiation factor 4F complex
Molecular function (GO): mRNA binding; protein binding; translation initiation factor activity
Source: RefSeq, a predicted model, not a curated record